Messenger RNA from Pelobates fuscus (common spadefoot toad), 4434 nucleotides. RefSeq names its product bile salt export pump-like. Gene Ontology annotation, molecular function: ATP hydrolysis activity; ABC-type oligopeptide transporter activity; ATP binding. Lineage: Eukaryota; Metazoa; Chordata; Amphibia; Anura; Pelobatidae. Gene Ontology annotation, biological process: transmembrane transport. The transcript is spliced from 28 exons. Gene Ontology annotation, cellular component: membrane. The record is from RefSeq and is a predicted model, not a curated record. Bases 49 to 4011 code for a protein of 1320 amino acids.
AUCUUAUAUUUUUUUUCUGGAAUAUAACUUCAAUCAAGAAACAAGAGAAUGGAUACUAAGGACUCAUUUAUGUCAGAAGGAGAGUUGCAAUCAUUAGCAGAUGGAUCGGAAAAAAAGGUUAAGAAGAAGAAAAAAGAAAAAGAAAUACGUGUUAGUUUCUUCCAACUGUUUCGCUUUGCUACUACAACGGAUAAAGUUAUGAUGAUUAUUGGAAGUCUGUGUUCUCUAGUCCAUGGGGCUGCUCAACCAUUAAUGCUCUUCAUCUAUGGCUUAAUGACUGACACAUUCAUAGCAUUCGAGAAGGAAGUUCAAGAACUCCAGAAUCAGGACAAAAUAUGCCUCAAUGGAACCAUCAGUUGGAAAAAUGGAUCUGACUAUCAAUUUGAAAACCAGACAGUGUCUUGCGGAACAAACAUUGAAGCGGAGAUGACACAAUUUGCAUAUUACUACGUAGCAAUUGGUAUUGCUGUGCUAGUCCUCAGCUAUUUCCAGAUUUCAUUAUGGGUUAUUGCUGCAGCUCGUCAAAUUCAAAUAGUGCGUACGGAAUAUUUCAGGAAGAUAAUGAGACUUGACAUUGGCUGGUUUGAUUGCAAUUCAGCAGGAGAACUAAACACAAGAAUUUCAGAUGAUAUCAACAAAAUUAAUAACGCUAUUGCUGAUCAGGUUGCAAUCUUCAUUGAGAGGAUUUCUACAUUUGUCUUUGGAUUUUUAAUCGGCUUUCUUGGAAACUGGAAAUUAACCCUUGUUAUUGUUGCAGUCAGUCCUCUUAUUGGUUUAGGAGCAGGAUUAAUGGCACUGGCUGUGGCAAGACUGACAGGCAGAGAGUUAAAGGCAUAUGCCAAAGCCGGUGCGGUGGCUGAUGAAGUCCUAUCUUCCAUCCGAACUGUGGCUGCUUUUGGUGGAGAAAAGAAGGAGGCUGAAAGGUAUGACAAUAACCUGAUUGAAGCUCAGGCUUGGGGUAUCAAAAAAGGCACCAUCAUAGGCUUCUUCCAGGGGUACAUGUGGUGUAUUAUUUUUCUGUGUUAUGCUCUAGCUUUCUGGUAUGGAUCUAAACUGGUAACUGAAACAAAAGAACUAUCACCUGGAAGUCUUCUGCAGGUAUUUUUUGGAGUACUGGUUGCUGCAAUGAACUUGGGCCAGGCUUCUCCCUGCUUAGAAGCCUUUGCAACUGGCCGAGCAGCUGCUACAAUUAUAUAUGAGACAAUAGAAAAGAAUCCAGAGAUUGAUUGCAUGUCUGAUGAAGGGCACAAACCGGAUAAAGUGAAUGGUGUCAUUGAGUUCCAUAAUGUAAAUUUCCACUAUCCAUCAAGACCAGAUGUAAAGAUUCUAAGUGAUCUCAACAUUGCCAUUAAUCCAGGGGAAACAACAGCAUUUGUUGGGCCCAGUGGUUCAGGGAAAAGUUCUACAAUACAACUCAUUCAAAGAUUCUAUGAUCCUACAAAUGGCAAGGUGACUUUGGACGGCCAUGAUAUCAGAACACUUAACAUUCAGUGGCUGCGCUCUGUAAUUGGUAUUGUUGAGCAGGAACCUGUUCUAUUUGCUACUACGAUUGCUGAGAACAUUCGCUACGGAAGAGACAAUGUUACCAUGGAAGACAUUACCAAGGCAGCAAAAGAAGCUAAUGCCUUUAACUUCAUAAUGGAGUUACCGCAGAAAUUUGACACUCUUGUUGGAGAAGGAGGAGGCCAGAUGAGUGGUGGACAAAAACAAAGGAUUGCCAUUGCUCGAGCGCUGGUCAGAAAUCCAAAAAUACUACUUCUGGACAUGGCCACAUCUGCACUGGAUAAUGAAAGUGAAGCUAUUGUACAAGAAGCUCUUGAUAAGGUACGCAUUGGAAGAACAACGAUUUCGAUAGCUCAUCGCCUUUCCACAGUCAGAAAUGCAGAUAUAAUUGUGGGAUUUGAUGGUGGAAGAGCAGUGGAAAAAGGAACACAUAAUGAACUUUUGAAAUUAAUGGGUGUCUAUUAUACAUUAGUCACUCUGCAAAGCCAAAAUGAAUCUACAGAACCUGCCAUAAGGGAAAAUACUGUUCCAGAAAAACAGAGAACCUUCAGCAGAGGAAGCUAUCGAUCAAGUUUACGAAACACUCUACGCCUUCGUUCAAAAUCUCAGCUCUCACAAAUGUUUCCCGAUGCUCUUUCUGGCAAUAUAAAUGGAGGAUCUCUUUUGACAGUGAAUGGUUUGGGUGGCACAGAAGAACUUGUAGAACCACCUGUAUCUAAAAAGAAUAAGAAGAAACACAAGAAAAAACCCAAGACGGCAGUUGUGACCAGAGUUUUGAAAUACAAUAAACCGGAAUGGCCAUAUCUUUUGGUUGGAUCUAUAGGAGCUGCCAUUAAUGGGACAGUAACCCCACUUUAUGCUGUGCUGUUCAGCCAGAUACUUGGGACAUUUGCAUUACCGGAUGUGAAUGAGCAAAGGAGACAAAUAAAUGGAAUAUGCCUUCUCUUUCUUGGGCUCGCCGGAGUGUCAUUUGUUACCCAGUUCUUGCAGGGUUUUGCAUUUGCCAAAUCUGGAGAGCUGCUUACUCGACGUUUAAGGAGAGUGGGAUUUCAGUCAAUGCUGGGCCAGGAAAUUGGAUGGUUUGAUGACAACAAUAACAGCCCUGGAGCAUUGACCACUAGACUUGCUACUGAUGCAUCACAAGUUCAAGGGGCCACAGGUGCUCAGAUUGGAAUGAUUGUGAAUUCGGUGACGAACAUCGUCGCUGCCAUUAUAAUUGCAUUUUACUUUAGUUGGAAGCUGAGUUUGGUUGUUCUAUGUUUCCUGCCACUAAUUGGAUUGUCGGGAGUUCUUCAAGCUAAAUUGCUUACAGGGUUUGCAAAUCAGGACAAAGAAGCCUUGGAAGAAGCUGGGAAGGUGUCAAGUGAAGCAAUAAGUAACAUUCGAACUGUCGCUGGACUAGGAAAAGAAAAAAUGUUUGUGGAAAUAUAUGAAAAGCAGCUAGUUUUGCCCUACCGAGCCGCCGUUAAAAAAUCCCAUGUAUACGGAGCUUGCUUUGGGUUUGCCCAGUGCGUCAUUUAUCUGGCUUAUGCUGCAUCGUUCCGAUUUGGAGGAUAUUUAGUCACCUUUGAUGGUAUCAGCUAUAUCGUUGUUUUCAGAGUGAUAUCUGCUAUAGUGAUGAGUGGCACGGCCUUAGGAAGGGCAUCUUCUUUUACUCCUGAUUACGCCAAAGCAAAGAUUGCAGCUGCUCAGUUCUUUAAGUUAUUGGAUCGAGUUCCAAAGACGAGUGUUUACAGUACAAAUGGAGAGAAAUGGGACAAUUUUAAAGGUGACAUUGAGUUCCUGAACUGUAAAUUCACAUAUCCAAGCCGUCCAGUUACGAUGGUUCUACGAGGGCUCAAUAUUUCCGUAAAAUCUGGACAGACUCUUGCUUUCGUCGGAAGCAGCGGCUGUGGAAAGAGCACCAGUGUCCAACUGCUUGAGAGGUUCUAUGACCCCGACGAAGGGACAGUUCUUGUUGAUGGCCGUGUAUCCACUGACGUUAACAUUGCAUUUCUAAGAAGCAAAAUUGGAAUUGUCUCUCAGGAGCCAGUGCUAUUUGAAGGUAGCAUUGCUGACAAUAUAAAAUAUGGGGACAACUCUCGCACUAUCUCAAUGGAGGAAGUAAUUGAUUCUGCCAAGAAAGCUCACCUUCAUGAGUUUGUCAUGUCUCUGCCCGAUAAAUAUGACACAAAUGUUGGAAUGCAAGGCUCCCAGCUCUCCCGAGGACAGAAACAACGAAUUGCUAUAGCUCGCGCAAUUGUCAGAGAUCCAAAGAUACUGCUUCUGGAUGAAGCAACGUCAGCUUUAGACACAGAAAGCGAGAAGACUGUUCAGGUGGCUUUGGAUGAGGCCAGACAAGGGCGCACCUGUAUUGCCAUAGCUCACCGUCUAUCUACCAUUCAGAACUGUGACAUAAUAGCAGUGAUGUCCCAAGGAGUCAUCAUUGAAAAAGGAUCUCAUAGUGAACUCAUGGGUUUGAAAGGAGCCUAUUAUAAACUAGUAACCACUGGAGCCCCAAUAAGUUAGAUGUGGUCCACUUAAUUUUAUUAUAAUUUUUCACCAAUAAAUAACUGUUAGUAAAUUAUAAAUACACAAGCUUUACAUACUUGGAAUGAAUUAGACCCCAGUAACUACAGAACUUAUUAAAUUGUGUGUUUUGGGCAUUCUUACACAAGGUCAGAAUCAGCCCCAUUUAUACCAAACACUAGAAACUGGUUAAAAUUGCAACAUGACAACAUGGGAGCCUAUACAUUUGUACUUGUAGACAAUGAUAAUAUACAUGUAAAGUCAAGAUAUUCUAUGCAAGCAGGUAACAGCUAUACCUCUUUGAUUGUGUGACUGAAUGCCAGCAGGGUACUUAAUACAUUGUCAGAAAUUUAAAUUGAAUUCAAAAUCUAUAUUACAUUUUAAAGAAACACUCUUAGCCUGCUGUAGUGGUUAUGGUGCUAG